AUGUCAUCGCCUAAGAUCCAGCUCCAACAAGGAACAGUCGUAGGCACUCUCUUACACGGAAAAUACCCUCAUGCAGUCGAGGCAUUCCGAGGCAUUCCAUAUGCCUUACCACCGACCGGCGACCGUCGGUUUAGGCCACCAGAAAAAGUCGGAAAAGGCGAAGGCAUUAUAGACGCAACGAAAUUUGGACCCAGGGCUCCCGCACAGCAAUUCAUCAAACUAGGGCCAGUAUUAGACGAAAGCGAAGAUUGUUUGACUGCGAAUGUGUUCCGUCAAGCGGGAACUGGACAAUGCACCGGGCUACCGGUUGCGGUUUAUUUACAUGGAGGAGCUUUUAAUCGUGGGAAUGCUGCUAUGCAUGAUACUGCGUCAAUGGUUGGGUGGUCUGAGAAGCCAUUUGUUGCAAUCUCGUUUGGGUAUCGAAUUGGGGCGUUGGGUUUCCUUCCAUCGAAGCUUAGUGCUAAAGAGGGUGUGCUCAAUUUGGGCUUGAAAGAUCAGAUAUGCUUGUUCGACUGGGUUGAGGAGAACAUUGGAGCAUUUGGGGGCGACAAGAACUGCGUUACUCUUAUAGGUCUUUCAGCUGGUGCACAUUCGAUUGGCCACCAUCUACUGAACUACGAAGAGGGCAAAGCACCAAAAUUUCAUCGAGUCAUUAUUGAAUCUGGUGCACCGACAUCCCGCGCCGUCCGCAACCCAGAUGCGGAGAUUCACGAGAUGCAAUUCCAGGACUUUUUGAAAGAAGUCGAAUGUCCACCAUCAUUACCCGAGUCCGAAAUCUUCACCUACCUCCGCAACCUCCCCACCUCAACCAUCGCCAAAGCUCAAACCAAAGUAUUCUCCAAGUACAACCCCAGCUUACGUUGGGCAUUCCAACCCGUAAUCGACCACGAAAUCAUCCGCAGCCGCCCCAUCGACGCCUGGCGCGACGGCCACUGGCACAAACUCCCCAUAAUGACGGGCUUCCAAGGCAACGAAGGCUCCCUCUACGUCAACAAGUCCAUGUCCACCCCUUCUGAAUUCCUCGCCUUCUGGAAAACGCUUCUCCCACAGCUAAGCAGCGACGACAUCGAAGCAAUCAACAACCUCUACCCGGACCCGACCUCCGACCCUACCUCCCCUUACAAAGAAACACGACUGGAUCUGGGCGUCGGACCAAUGUACAAGCGCAUAGAAGCGUCCUACGCGGACUACGCAUAUGUAGCUCCCGUGCGCCAAACUGCCUUCUUCGCCUCCCCACACGCACCUGUGUACCUCUACCACUGGGCCAUGCGCCGCGACGUCAUCGACGGCGCUCGUCACGCUGACAACAUGUUCUACGAAGUGCGCGACCCGGCCGUCUGCUCGCAGUUGGCGUCUCAAGACGAGCUAUCUGGGAUUUUGCAUGCGUAUGUCACCAGUUUCAUUUGUACGGGGCGUCCGAAUGCGGUUAAAGGACCGUUUGGGAAUAGGCCUGAGUGGGAGGCGUAUAAGAGGGGUGAGGGGAGGGUUAUGAUGUUUGGGAAGGGGAAUACGGAGUUGAUAGGGGGAAGUGAGGUUGGGGAGUUGGCAGGCAUGGUGCCGGAUGAGUAUACGGUUAGGGAGAGUGAGUUUUGGUGGGGGAAGGUUGAGUUGUCGCAGCAGUAG
Messenger RNA from Bipolaris victoriae FI3, 1623 nucleotides. RefSeq lists its product as hypothetical. NCBI's taxonomy places the organism in Eukaryota, Fungi, Ascomycota, Dothideomycetes, Pleosporales, Pleosporaceae. The transcript is spliced from 2 exons. Bases 1 to 1623 code for a protein of 540 amino acids. The record is from RefSeq and is a predicted model, not a curated record.